CGUUGGUCGACGCGAUCCGCGAGGCUUCAAGCUUCAAGCCCGUGUCAGUCACGGCAACCUGGACGUCGAAGGCUCGAAGCGCUGCAGGCCGGUGAGACGCGCCAGUGGACGCAGCGUAGCGCGGUCCACUAUGUCGACGUCCUCGGACAAAGGAUAAGCUGCCGAGAUGGGUGAAGGAGAGUGCAUAAGGCACCGGUGAGUCCUUCUCAUUGAUUCUCGCCUGCUUUAAAUGCUCGCCCGUCCGCCCAGCCACUCGAUAUCUCAUACACUCGCUUUCCUGCCCAUAUACUCGCCCACCUGCUCGCCCGCCAUCUUCUUGCUCACUGUCUACUUGGUUCAGGGCCACCUCCUUCCCUGUGUGCGCAUCGCGUGCGCGUCCCCUCCGCCGACGCGCUCCUGCCUGCACGCCGGCCCAGCAUCGACUAGCCCUCGUCUCGCGGCCCUGCACCUGUGCCUGCGCUGCGCCCCCGUCACUCGUCUAACACGCGCCGACGCUCAAUUGACUGCGAUGGCUCUGCUCGACUGCAACGGGCCCCCUUGUCUCGACCCGCAGGCGCGUCCCAUGCGCCCGCCGCCCGCAUCACGAGCCUCCGCUCCUGCUCCCAGUGAACACGGUGGCCCUUUCCCUCCGCCUCUCUCACGCACGGAUUUCCGCUCGACGGGUCGAGCUGUGUUGCUUUCAAGUCCUCAAGCCCAGAAAGCCCAGCUCGCACGGCAAUGGCGAGCACACAACUUGAAGGCAAACGUCCAGAGCGCCGGGCUAGUUCCACCCCUCGGCAGACUUCGACGGUGAGGGCGGCGAGGGUGGGAGUCCAUUCCCAGUGCUGUACCAUCCACUUUGCGUAGCAGCAUAGCAAAUGUAGAUAGUACAUCCCCGUUUGCGCAGUGUAGCUCUCGGACAUGAGCGUGCCACUCACCUGCGCACGGCCCAUGUACUCAAAUCGUAGUCACGUAACUGUGAUGUAACUUAGCAGUAGUGAGCAUUUAAUGAAACGAUAUCUGGACGUGUGC
This is a messenger RNA of Rhodofomes roseus, 1011 nucleotides long. RefSeq lists its product as uncharacterized. The transcript is spliced from 2 exons. Lineage: Eukaryota; Fungi; Basidiomycota; Agaricomycetes; Polyporales; Fomitopsidaceae. The coding region runs from base 230 to 793 and encodes 187 amino acids. The record is from RefSeq and is a predicted model, not a curated record.